Molecule: messenger RNA, 1974 nt
Organism: Impatiens glandulifera
Lineage: Eukaryota; Viridiplantae; Streptophyta; Magnoliopsida; Ericales; Balsaminaceae
Product: L-ascorbate oxidase homolog
Exons: 8
Coding region: 78-1928 (616 amino acids)
Molecular function (GO): oxidoreductase activity; copper ion binding
Source: RefSeq, a predicted model, not a curated record
AUUGAGAAAGCAUUAAGGAAACAAGUAAUUUAUGGUCACGCGGUUGAAGCGUAAAUUCUCAGAAUCAUGAACUUUACAUGCAUCAUAUAUAUACCCAUCACCUCCUUGAUGUGUUUUACUCUGUGGGUUUCUAUUGUGACCCAUCUGUAUUUAGUCGUCACAAAGAAGAAGAAGAAGAAGAAGAAGAAGAAGAAGAAGAAGAAGAAGAAGAAGACAGAGUUCUUCUUUUUGCUUUUCCAUUCAUUCUUUAUUCUUUGCCAUUGAUCGAAACUGGUCUUGCUCAUUCUUUUCUAUUCAUAAUAAUGGGAGUUUCUAAGUCAGACUUGAUUUGCUUUGGUCUGGUUUUGGUUUUCUUGAGCGGCUGUUGUCUGGUAAAAGCAGAGGACCCUUACAAAUACUUCACAUGGGUGGUUACUUAUGGAACUGCUGCUCCUCUAAAUGUCUCCCAACAGGUCAUUCUUAUCAAUGGUCAAUUCCCUGGACCUCAAAUUGAUACUGUUACAAAUGAUAAUAUAGUCAUCAAUGUCAUUAACAAUCUGGAUCAACCUUUUCUCUUGACAUGGAAUGGAAUUAAGCAGAGAAAGAAUUCAUGGCAAGAUGGGGUUUUGGGUACUAAUUGCCCUAUACCUCCAAAUUCAAACUACACUUACAAAUUUCAAACCAAGGAUCAGAUUGGAACCUACACGUACUUCCCUUCGACGUUAAUGCACAAAGCAGCUGGAGGAUUCGGGGGAUUGAAUGUGUAUGCAAGAUCUGUGAUUCCUGUACCUUAUGCCAGACCUGCUAAUGAUUUCACUUUACUCAUUGGUGAUUGGUAUAAGGCCAACCACAUGAUGCUGCAGAGUAGAUUAGAUUCAGGUGAAUCACUUGGCCUUCCCGAUGGACUCCUGAUAAAUGGGAAGAAUUCUUCAACCUUCACAGGGAACCAAGGGAAGACAUAUAUGUUCAGAAUUUCAAAUGUUGGCCUAUCAGCAUCGUUUAACUUCAGGAUUCAGAAUCAUAUGAUGAAGCUAGUUGAGGUUGAAGGAUCUCAUGUUAUUCAGAAUUCGUACAAUUCUCUGGACGUGCAUGCUGGCCAAUCUUUUGCUGUUCUAGUAACUCUAGAUCAAGCUCCUAAAGAUUACUACAUUGUUGCAUCUACACGUUUCACAAAUGAGGUCCAUACAUCAACCGCGAUCUUGCAUUACUCAGACUCCAAAGUUCCCGUUUCUGGGCCUCUUCCUGAUCUUCCAUCUGACUUUCAAUUUCAACAGUCAUUACAGCAAGCAAGAACCUUCAGGUGGAAUUUGACAUCAAAUGCAGCAAGGCCUAAUCCUCAAGGCUCGUAUCAUUACGGAAGUAUCCCAAUUACAAAGAGAUUUGUAUUUGCCAAUUCUGCACCUGUAAUCAAUGGGAAGCAAAGAUAUGCCGUUAACGGAGUCUCCUUUGUGAAUCCCGACACUCCUCUGAAGCUUGCUGACCACUUUAAUAUCUCCGGAGUCUUUCAAUUGGAUUCUAUCCCAAGCGUUCCAUCCAAUGGCCCUGCAAAUUUGUCAACUUCAGUUGUGAACACAACUCUCCAUGACUUUAUUGAAAUCGUUUUCCAGAACGAUGAAGAUAACUUGCAAUCUUGGCAUCUGAAUGGUCAUGAUUUCUGGGUUGUUGGCUAUGGUUCUGGGCAAUGGAGUAAUGACAGUAGACAAGCGUAUAAUCUGGUGGAUGCUACAACCCGACACACUGUACAGGUGUUUCAGAAAUCUUGGACAGCAAUAAUGGUAUCCUUGGAUAAUCAAGGAAUGUGGAAUUUGAGAUCGGCUAAAUGGGAAAGACAGUAUUUGGGACAGCAGCUAUAUCUUAGGGUUUUUAGCAACGAACGAAGCCUUCGAAAUGAAUACAACAUUCCUUCUAAUGUUAUGCUCUGUGGUAAAGCCGUUGGAAGCCAUAUUUAAGACUUUCAUUCUAAUUUGAAUCUGUUUAUGGAGUUUCCCUCCCUUU